Molecule: messenger RNA, 1680 nt
Organism: Hibiscus syriacus
Lineage: Eukaryota; Viridiplantae; Streptophyta; Magnoliopsida; Malvales; Malvaceae
Product: cytochrome P450 77A4-like
Exons: 1
Coding region: 29-1549 (506 amino acids)
Cellular component (GO): membrane
Molecular function (GO): heme binding; iron ion binding; oxidoreductase activity, acting on paired donors, with incorporation or reduction of molecular oxygen, NAD(P)H as one donor, and incorporation of one atom of oxygen
Source: RefSeq, a predicted model, not a curated record
UAUUCUACUUCCUUUCUUCCCCCUAAAAAUGGAGUUGAUAGAGCUAUUCAUCUUUGGUUUGGCAAUUAUCUUCAUCCGUCUAUGGUGGAAGCACUCGUCCGUCAUCGGAGGCCGACCAAAGAACCUCCCUCCAGGGCCACCAGGCUGGCCUUUUGUCGGAAACCUAAUCCAAGUCAUCCUCCAACGUCGACACUUCAUCUUUAUAAUACGUGAGUUGCGUAAACUGUACGGUCCGAUUUUCACCAUGCAAAUGGGGCAACGUACGAUGGUGAUCGUUACGGAUUCCAAGCUCAUCCAUGAAGCCCUAGUACAAAGAGGCCCAGCCUUCGCUUCUAGACCGGCCGACUCGCCGAUCCGGCUCGUGUUCAGCGUCGGGAAAUGCGCGAUCAACUCGGCCGAGUACGGACCGCUCUGGAGAACCCUAAGGAAGAACUUCGUGACGGAGCUGAUAACGCCGACAAGAGUGAAGCAGUGUAGUUGGAUCCGCAAAUGGGCGAUUGAAAACCAUAUGAAGAGGAUCAAAAGAGAAUCGUUUGAAAACGGAUUUUUGGAGCUGAUGAGCAACUGCAGGUUAACUAUAUGUAGCAUCUUAAUCUGUUUAUGUUUCGGUGCAAAGAUCUCCGAAGAACGGAUCAAGAAAAUCGAAAGCAUACUUAAAGACGUAAUGCUGAUAACAUCGCCGCAGCUACCGGAUUUCUUGCCGAUGCUCACACCGUUGUUCCGCCGGCAAAUGAAAGAAGCUAAAGCUCUAAGGAAGAGGCAACUGGAGUGCUUUGUUCCAUUGAUAAAAAACAGGAGAGCUUUUGUGGAGAAAGGUGAAAACCCUAACCAAGAAAUGGUGAGUCCAGUAGGUGCAGCCUAUAUAGACUCUCUCUUUGGACUCAAACCGGAGACCCGAGGUCCGUUAGGGGAAGAAGAGUACGUGACACUAUGCUCCGAGGUGAUCAGUGCUGGUACCGAUACUAGCGCGACAACCGUCGAAUGGACUAUGCUUCACUUGGUGAUGAACCAAGAAAUCCAAAAUAAGUUGUACCAAGAAAUCGUUGGUGUUGUAGGCAAAAAUGGGGAUAUUAAAGACGAAGACGUGGAGAAAAUGCCUUAUCUUGAAGCUGUAGUUAAAGAAACUUUCCGGCGACACCCUCCGGGUCAUUUCCUUCUGUCUCAUGCAGCUAUAAAGGACACCGAGCUCGGUGGCUACACGAUUCCGGCUGGCGCUUACGUCGAGUUUUACACUGCAUGGAUCACCGAGAAUCCCGAUAUUUGGUCGAAUCCGAACGAGUUCCGGCCCGAGAGGUUCUUGCAGGGUGACGGGGUCGAUGUGGACGUUACCGGUACUCGAGCGGUGAAGAUGCUGCCAUUCGGAGCGGGGAGACGGAUUUGUCCGGCUUGGAACCUAGGCGUUUUGCACAUAAAAUUGUUGACUGCAAAGAUGAUUCAAGCUUUCAAGUGGCUGCCGGUUCCGGAUUGUCCGCCCGAUCCCGCCGAGACUUAUGCUUUCACUGUUGUGAUGAAGAACCCUCUCAAGGCAGUCAUCUUGCCCAGGUACUAAGAGUAUGAACAAAACAAAAAUGUUGGAAGCUUAGAUGUAAUACUAUAUAAUAUGUUCUAUGUUCUAUGUUCUAUGUUCAUGUCUGUUUAGUCUAUGUAUUUCAAUCAUUUAAUUUGAAAGUCAUUUUCAAA